UCCUGUUCCCGGUGCGACCGUUUCUUGGCUGGCUUUGGGUUUCCCGCCGCCGUUUGGCUUCGACGAGAUGGUGAACCUCGGGGACACAUUUCCAAACUUUACCGUCGAGACGACCAUGGGCACUUUAGACCUUCAUGAAUUCUUUAAGAACAGAUGGGGCAUCCUGUUCUCGCACCCAUCGGACUUCACGCCGGUGUGCACUACCGAGCUGGGUGCAAUGGCGAAGAUCUACCCCGACUUCGAGAAGAACAACAUCCGCGUCAUCGCUCUAUCCUGCAACCCGCUCGAGUCGCACAAGCUGUGGGUCAAGGACAUCAUCGCGUUCAACGACCUGCGCAUGAACGACCUGCCGUUUCCAAUCAUAUCGGACGAGAAGCGGGAGCUGGCCGUGCAGCUGGGAAUGCUGGACCCCAUUGACAAGGACAACGAGGGCAUACCGCUCACCUGCCGGGCGGUAUUCAUUGUAGGACCUGACAAGAAGUUGAAACUCUCUAUGCUGUACCCAGCCACCAGUGGGAGAAAUUUUCCAGAACUCUUUCGAGCUGUGGCAUCCCUCAAGCUCACCGAAGAGAAGAAGGUGGCUACUCCCGCCAAUUGGAUGCCGGGUGAGGCGUGCAUGGUGAUUCCAAGCGUGAAGGACGAAGAGAUCCCGCUGCUGUUCCCCAAGGGCGUCACGUCCUACAAUGUGCCAUCGGGCAGAAAGUACAUCCGCGUCACACCCCAGCCUGACCCUUGAUGCGGCCGUGGACCGGCUGCACUUCCGCUGCACCGCAGACUCCAUAUUCCUGCAUUACUUGCGAGAUUUCAGUGCACUCACGCACGCGUAGAAAACUUCACGCACACCAGGUGCUAUACGUAGUGUGUAAGCUACAUGCACGUGCUUGCUUGAAAAGUAUCGCGUCACUUAUACGCAAGUAGGAAGAAAAUUACGUCCCCGCGUCUCCCGAGAGACAAUGUCGCAUGGCAUAUAGCACGAGAGAUAAAAGAAAUAAUUAGCGAGUGCUCAGUCUCUGCCACGUAAACAGGCAGCCGCGAAAUAAGGACGCAUUGUACCAGCUUGUUUUGCGGCACUAAGUCCCCCCAAUAAAUCGCAAAUGCCAGAUCUGUCCUGAAAUUUACUGAAAAGCUGCUGUAUAAUGAAAGGCUCUAGCUUAGCAUCGCUUCGAUCUUCUCGCUACACUGACAAGCAACCGAUAGUACGUUACUUUGUCAGCUGCCUAAUGUAUAUGGGAUUUGUUGAUAUGAAGUGAAGAGCA
This is a messenger RNA of Dermacentor andersoni, 1256 nucleotides long. Its product is annotated as peroxiredoxin-6-like. Gene Ontology annotation, cellular component: cytosol; mitochondrion. Gene Ontology annotation, molecular function: peroxiredoxin activity. Lineage: Eukaryota; Metazoa; Arthropoda; Arachnida; Ixodida; Ixodidae. Gene Ontology annotation, biological process: cellular oxidant detoxification; cell redox homeostasis. The record is from RefSeq and is a predicted model, not a curated record.